AUGACAUGGAUAUCCACACUUUCAAGUAUUGGUAUGGCUGUGGGGCCUCCACUCGUCUAUGCCGACCAGGCUGUUUCAAUCGUUAGAAACAAAGACUCUUCAGGCUUUUCCCGAGACGUAUGCGCAAUUCUGUUAAUAGCCAAUAUAGCAAGGUGUUUCUUUUGGCUUGGGAAUCGAUUUGAAUUCCCGUUGCUCAUUCAAUCAAUCUUAAUGAUACUCGCGCAGCUCGCCCUCCUGUAUAUCUGCAUUCGCUAUCGCCCGGAUAUCUCUCCCGAGUCAGUGGGUGUUAGUACGCGCCCGUAUGGGUUCUGGCAGUGGCCCAGCUAUGGAACCUACAUUGAAUUUUUGGCUGGAUUGAUCGUGGUUUUAACGAUCGUAGAGCUAAUUUUUGGGCGCAUGUCUUGGUUCGUUGACGCUCUUGGAUUCUUCGCUCUCGGACUCGAGAGUACACUCCCUCUUCCGCAGUUAUACAGCAAUUAUCGACAAAAAUCACUAUACGGCUUCCGCAUGUCGACAUUGCUAGGAUGGGUGGGAGGAGAUGCCUACAAAACAGUAUACUUCUUCCUUCAAUCAUCUCCUAUGCAAUUCAAGGUUUGCGCUAUUUUUCAGUUGUCUGUCGAUUUUGCUAUCGUUGCGCAGCGGUUCUACUAUGGGAAUAAACCCCCGGCUAUUCUUCCCGAUAUAGACGAUAUUGAGCAGGCCCUAAGGCUCGCUGAGGAUUAG
This is a messenger RNA of Rhizoctonia solani, 723 nucleotides long. Its product is annotated as PQ-loop repeat-containing protein 1. Gene Ontology annotation, cellular component: endosome; trans-Golgi network. NCBI's taxonomy places the organism in Eukaryota, Fungi, Basidiomycota, Agaricomycetes, Cantharellales, Ceratobasidiaceae. The record is from RefSeq and is a predicted model, not a curated record. Gene Ontology annotation, biological process: retrograde transport, endosome to Golgi; phospholipid translocation. The transcript is spliced from 9 exons. Bases 1 to 723 code for a protein of 240 amino acids.